Calidris pugnax (ruff) is the source of this 3234-nucleotide messenger RNA. RefSeq names its product 5'-nucleotidase, cytosolic II (gene NT5C2). Gene Ontology annotation, molecular function: 5'-nucleotidase activity. The coding region runs from base 98 to 1804 and encodes 568 amino acids. NCBI's taxonomy places the organism in Eukaryota, Metazoa, Chordata, Aves, Charadriiformes, Scolopacidae. The record is from RefSeq and is a predicted model, not a curated record. The transcript is spliced from 18 exons. Gene Ontology annotation, biological process: IMP metabolic process; adenosine metabolic process.
AGAGAGAUCAAAUUCAUUCUUGAUUUUACUCUUUCAAGACCCUGUGCAAUCAGAGCAGUUGCUUACGGGAAAACAGCAAAUAAAUAAGCAUUUGAAGAUGACAACCUCAUGGAGCGACCGACUCCAGAAUGCAGCAGAUCUCCCUGCAAACAUGGAUGGGCAUGCUCUGAAAAAGUACCGCCGGGAAGCCUAUCACCGGGUCUUUGUGAACAGAAGUUUAGCUAUGGAGAAAAUAAAGUGCUUUGGUUUUGAUAUGGAUUAUACUCUUGCUGUGUAUAAAUCCCCUGAAUACGAAUCUCUUGGAUUUGACCUGACCGUAGAAAGAUUAGUUUCCAUUGGAUACCCUCAUGAGCUGCUCAAUUUUGUGUAUGAUCCUGCAUUCCCUACCAGAGGCCUGGUGUUUGAUACCCACUAUGGAAACCUGCUGAAAGUUGAUGCCUAUGGGAACCUCCUAGUGUGUGCACAUGGCUUUAAUUUCCUCAGAGGGCCUGAAACACGGGAUCAAUAUCCAAAUAAAUUUAUCCAGAGGGAUGACACAGAUAGGUUUUACAUUCUGAACACGUUAUUCAAUCUACCAGAGACCUACCUAUUGGCUUGCCUAGUGGAUUUCUUCACUAACUGUGACCGGUAUACUAGCUGUGAAACAGGAUUUAAAGAUGGAGACCUCUUCAUGUCCUUCAGAAGUAUGUUCCAGGAUGUCAGAGAUGCUGUUGACUGGGUUCAUUACAAGGGAUCGCUCAAGGAAAAGACCCUUGAGAAUCUGGAGAAGUACGUGGUGAAAGAUGGGAAGCUGCCACUGCUGCUCAGCCGCAUGAAUGAAGUUGGGAAGGUGUUUCUUGUCACAAACAGCGACUAUAAAUACACAGACAAAAUUAUGACUUACUUGUUUGACUUUCCACAUGGACCAAAGCCUGGGAGCGCCCACCGGCCAUGGCAGUCCUACUUCGACCUGAUCCUGGUGGAUGCACGAAAACCCCUCUUCUUUGGGGAAGGCACCGUGUUGCGGCAGGUGGACACGGUGACUGGGAAGCUGAAGAUUGGUACCUACACUGGCCCACUGCAGCAUGGCAUCGUGUACUCAGGAGGCUCUUCGGACACAGUCUGUGACCUGUUGGGGGCCAAAGGGAAGGACAUCUUGUACAUUGGAGACCAUAUCUUUGGAGACAUCCUCAAAUCCAAGAAGCGCCAGGGCUGGAGGACCUUCCUGGUGAUCCCUGAGCUGGCGCAGGAGCUGCACGUCUGGACAGACAAAAGCGCCCUUUUUGAAGAGCUGCAGAGCCUGGACAUUUUCUUGGCCGAGCUAUACAAGCAUCUGGACAGUAGCAGCAAUGAACGCCCUGACAUCAGCUCCAUCCAGAGACGCAUUAAGAAAGUGACCCACGACAUGGACAUGUGCUAUGGGAUGAUGGGGAGCCUCUUCCGCAGCGGCUCUCGGCAGACCCUCUUUGCCAGCCAGGUGAUGCGCUACGCUGAUCUCUAUGCAGCCUCCUUCAUCAACCUCCUCUACUACCCCUUCAGCUACCUCUUCAGAGCCGCCCACGUCCUGAUGCCACACGAGUCCACGGUGGAGCACACGCACGUCGACAUCAACGAGAAGGAGUCGCCGAUGGCCACGCGCAAUCGCAGCUCGGUGGAUUUCAAAGAUUCUGACUACAAGCGGCAUCAACUGACCCGGUCCAUCAGCGAGAUCAAACCGCCCAACCUCUUCCCCCAGGCACCUCAGGAAAUCACACAUUGCCACGAUGAAGAUGACGAUGAGGAAGAGGAAGAGGAGGAAGAAGAGGAGGAAGAGGAAGAGGAGUAAGAAGGAAAAAGCAAAGCAUCUCUGAAGACAAACCGUGACUCUAGCAGUGAUCAGGAGCGAAUUCCUUUGUUGGGGCCCUUGGGGUGAUGGGUUGGGGGGGGGUGUUGAUUCUUGCAAAGGCACAUUUUGAAAGCGUUCGGAAACUUUUAACAAAUUAACACUAAUUAGGAGGAGACCCUUGUUUUCAGUUUUGCAGACGGUUCAAAAAGCUGAUGGGUUCUGCCUGGGUGGUGUGUUCAGGUCGGACUGCCCGCCCGCGCGGUCGUGCCGCUCCCGUUACAUUCAGGGAGGCUGCGUGUUUCUCCCUCUCCCGUUGUGUUUCAUUCGAUUGUCGUUUGAACGGCGUCCCGUGAACGGUUCUUUUUGCCAUUUGUUACAUUUGUUGUGGAGAAGGAAGGGAUGUGCUGGGCCCCGCAGGAGAACAAAAUGAUCCCAAUCCUCCUGCCCGUUGGGUUGCUGCCCUUAACUCUCUGCUUCUGGGUUACAAAGUGCCCCCUCCCCGUGUUAGCCAGGGUGUUGCUGCAGCUUCCAGCCUUCCGUUUCCCCUCUGCUUGGCGUGAGUUUCUCUUUGUGAGCGGUGUGAUUCCUCCGGCCAUCAGUCACAGAUGGUGGUGGGAUUCCAGCUCUCCUGUAUCUGCAGCUGUACAUGUGUUGCCUUGUAGACGCUCGUUGCCCUCUCCCAGUGUUUUCAGAGCUCUCUCUCAUCAUGGGCACGUGGUGCAUGGCUUCCCAACGCCUUUCUCAACCCGCCGAGCCGCACGCUGUGUUCUCCACUCCCCUAGUUUCAGCAGUAAAUAUUAACCCAGGAGCUUGAAGCUACCGCUUUAGCGCUACCGUUAGUUGGUUUGUUUUCCUCCCGCCUGUUACUGACCUUUCUGCUCGCUCAGCUUUAAGAAAGUGAAGCGCCCCAGAGACAAACCCAGCCACCACCUGGAGCGAAAGGGGCUGUUAUUCCGCCGUGCUCCGGGGCCACGCGUGGCUGCCCCAAGCUGGGAGAUGGCACGUGCCACGGGGCCGGGCUGGAAACUGCCUUUGGGCUGGAAAAUGCCCUUUUGGCUUUGGCCUGGCUCGUGGCAAGCUGUGGUGGGCAAAGCUGCGUCCCCGGCCAAGGGCUGCCGUGUGGGGACCAGGGGUGGCCGAGGGUGCCCUGCGGGGAUGGGCAAGCAGUCCUUUGUGCCUGAAAGCCAGCCCGGGGAAGGCGUGGGGCCUGCGUGCCCUGUGGGUUUCCUCCGUGUCGUGGAGGUGUCAUCUCCUCCCUUACUCCAGCCUGUGCCGUUCGCUGUGAAGGGAUUACGAGGGCCCUCUUGUAACGAAUUCGACUGUUGUUUCAGCACCAUAAACUCAUUUAAUCUUUUUUUUUUUUUUUUUCCAUUUUAAAGUACCUUAGGAGAAAAUAAAAAACAAAACAAGCAAACAAACAAACAAAAAAA